GAAUGCGCUCGCGUUAGCGCCCUCGGCUACACCCCAGCUCAUCAUCAGUGGAUCGACGCCCAAGGUUGCGAUAGCCUGAAGUCAAAAUGCCACUCAAUGGAGCUAGUGCCGUCAGCAUGACGGGCCUCGCAGCACUUGCUGCGCAGCAGAAUGAGACGCUCGCCCGAAUAUUCGCAAAUAUUCGAAGCAGAGACGAGAAGGGCCGAUCAGAAGCAGGCAAAGAGUUGGGGCAGCAUGUCACCUCCCUUAUGACCGAGUUACGAGGCGAUGCACUUUCCGUCUUUAGCAAUGAUCUCAAUCGACGCAUCUUCGAGCUGACCCACAGCCCCCACAGCCAUGAAAAACUCGGUGGUAUCGUCGCCAUCGAGGCGCUCAUCGAUCUCGAAAGUGAAGAUAACAGCGCUCGGCUAUACAGAUUCUAUCAAUACCUCAAGCCGAAUUUGCCUUGCAAUGAUGCGGUUGUCAUGGUUGCCGCCGCCAAAGCCCUCGGCCGGGUCUCAAAAUUUGGAGGCCACUCCUUGGGUGAUCAAUUCAUCGAGUUCGAGGUACUGCGUGCCUUGGAUUUUCUGCAAGGCGGAGAUCGCGACCGCAACGAAUCUGCACGAUAUGCCGCGGUUCUCAUCAUCCGGGAAAUGGCAAAGAAUGUGCCGCAUCUCUUCCACGUCUACGUUAGCCGAUGCCUGGAUCGGAUAUGGGUCGCCCUGAGGGAUGCAAGAGUACUGGUUCGGGAAGGAGCGGCGGAGGCAUUAGGCGCCUGCCUGCAGAUCAUCGCCCAGCGCGAAAAGCAAAUGGGCACACAGGCGUACGAGAUGAUCUACGAGGAGGCAGAACGUGGCUUGAAGAUGGCGCCAACCGAAGUGAUCCACGGCUCGCUGCUGGCCAUCCAAGAGUUGCUGCAGCAUUCCAAAAUCUUCAUGCGAUCACGCUUCCAUCGAGCAUGCGAGAUGAUCUUCCGUCUCUACAAGCACCGCGACCUUCUUAUCAGACGUACCAUCACGAGUCUUGUCCCCGUCCUAGCCAACUAUGAUCCUCAGUAUUUUGCCGACAAGCUUCUCGGAUCUGUCAUGGCCAUGUUCACGGACCAGCUGCGCAAGGAGAAGGAGCGCACGCCACGCGAAGUCAACGCGCAGACAUUCGAGGCUAUGGGUCUCGUCACGGCGGCGAUGGGGAGCAGGAUGAAGUCGUACAUCGAGCAGAUCCUCGCUUGCGUCAAAGAGGGCUUGCAAAAUCGCGGCAAGAAGAAUUCAACGCCCGAGGGCCCUAUCUUUAUCUGCAUCGGCUAUCUCGCUACAGCCGUGGGGCCGCAUCUCACCAAGUACAUGCACGAGCUUCUGGACUUAAUGUUCGCCUGCGGACUCAGCACGGCUCUUGUGCAAGCUUUGGAGCGGCUCGUCAUAUCCGUGCCUCCGCUGCUUAGGAAUGUUCAAAACCGCUUAUUGGACCUGCUUUCCAUGACUCUCAUCGGAGAACCCUAUCGCCCGCUUGGAGCGCCCACUUCCCAGCGAGCGUUCGGAUUAAGCGGCAAGGACCCCGGGGUGCUGACAAAGCCAACGACCGAGAAGAAUGUGGACACGAUCACCGUCGCCAUCCGGACACUUGGUGAAUUCGACUUCAGCGGGCAUAUCCUCAGCGAGUUUGUUCGCAAUUGCACCCUGCCGUAUCUCGAAGACGACUACGCGGAAAUUCGACGUGCAGCUGCAGUCACCUGUGCGCACUUGUUCGUGCAGGAUCCAAUCUGCCAGCAGACGAGCAUGCACGCCAUCGAGGUCGUGAAUGAUGUGUUAGACAAGCUCAUGACUGUCGCCAUCGCCGACCCCGUCGCAUCCUUACGCGUCACUGUCUUGGGGGCCCUCGAUGAGCAUUUCGACAGACAUCUGGCACAGUCCGAAUACGUUCGCUCGCUCUUCAUUGCGUUGAACGACGAAGAGUUUGCCGUGCGGGAGAUGGCCAUCGUCAUCAUCGGCCGCUUGGCAAAGCACAAUCCAGCCUAUGUCAUGCCCUCGCUGCGGAAAUCGCUCAUUCAGCUCCUCACCGAGCUGGAAUACGCGAAUCAGAGCCGCUGCAAAGAAGAAGCUGCAAAACUGCUCACAGAAGUCGUUAAGGCGUCGCAAAAGCUCAUCAAAUCGUAUGCCUUGCCCAUGCUGGAGGUGCUACUGCCCAAGGCCAAGGAUCAGACGCCCGCUGUCGCAGCGCGCGUGAUUGAAUGCCUGGGAGAAUUGGCAAAGAUCGGCGGGGAGGAUCUGUCGCCGCAUGUGGAACAGCUCGUGCGGCUUGCCGUUGAGCAGCUGUCAUCGACAACUGGGCAGGGAUUGCAGUUGAAGCGUGACGCUGCACUUCGGACCCUGGGGUUGGUUGCUUCCAAUACAGGCCAUGUGGUCAAGCCAUACCUAGACCAUCGCGGCCUCCUCAGCACGAUCGUCAAAAUAAUGAAGAACGAGCAGAUGCCAGCUGUCCGGCGCGAGACGAUUCGAGUGAUGGGUAUCCUUGGAGCAUUGGACCCGUACCGAUACAAGCUACUUGAGAAGUCUCCAGAUGAGUCUGGAAGCCGUAUUGUGGAGAAUGGCGGUACGGAUCUGUUCGAGCUAUCGAUGGCCAUUGGCACCUCGUCGGAGGACUACUUCCAGAACGUUGCGAUCAAUGCGCUGAUCAACAUCCUUAAGGACCAGUCUCUUUCCACGCACCACCACGCCGUCAUUGAAGCGGUAAUGUAUAUGUUCAAGACGCAAGGUCUCAAGUGUGUUGCCUUCCUGCCACAGAUCGUCCCUGCUUUCCUGCAAGUCAUCCGGACUUGUAGUACCGGCCUAGCGGAGUUCUAUUACCAACAACUUGCGAUUCUGAUAUCCAUCAUCAAGCAGCACGUCCGAAAUUACUUGAAGGAUAUCUUUGCUCUCGUGCAAGAGAAUUGGAACCCAAAUUCGAGCAUUCAGUUGACGAUCGUUUCGCUUGUGGAGGCCGUCGCCAAGGCGCUUGAAGGAGAAUUCAAGAGCUACCUUCCUGUUCUCCUGCCCAACAUGCUGCAGACACUCGACGGGGAGAUCACGCCCAAACGGCAGCCGACGCUAUUGCGCAUUUUGCACGCAUUUUAUGUCUUCGGUUCGAGCAUUGAAGAGUACAUGCAUCUUGUCCUUCCGGUCAUGGUCAAGAUGUUCGAGCGAGCCGACGCAUCUACGGUCCUCCGUCGAGCGGCGAUCGUCACCGUAGGGCAGCUUUCGCGCAAAGUCAAUUUCUGCGACCAUGCGUCCCGAGUCAUUCAUCCGCUCAUUCGCGUUCUCAACGCCGGAGGACAGGAAGUGCGGAGCGCAGCGCUGGACACUCUUGCCGCUCUCGUCAUCCAGCUCGGACCCGCCUAUGCAAUCUUUGUCCCCGUCGUCGACAAGGUCCUCGUCCAGAAUGGUAUUCGGCAUAGUGUUUAUGAUCAACUGGUGGCGAAGCUGCUGAAUGGCGAACGUUUCCCCAAGGAGUUGAUUCCUGGUGCUGGAGCCCUGGACGACAAGGCGGAAGAGGCACCACUGGCCGAGUCUUCCAAGAUGACGGUCAAUCAGCAACACUUGAAGCAAGCCUGGGACACUUCCCGCAUCUCAACGCCGGACGACUGGAGAGAAUGGCUGCGCCGCAUGGCAGUCGAGUUCAUGCGCGAGUCCCCGUCUCAUGCAUUGCGAGCGUGUCGCAGUCUAGCUGAUGUCUAUCAGCCGCUCGCACACGAGCUUUUCAACGCCGCCUUUGUGUCAUGUUGGACAGAGCUCUACGAAAAGUACCAAGAGGAUCUUGUCCGGGCAAUCGAGGCUGCAUUCGAUGCACCAGAGAUCCCAGACCAGGUGGUGCACAUGCUCCUCAACUUGGCUGAAUUCAUGGAGCACGAUGACAAGGCCCUCCCGAUCAAUAUCCGCCUGCUUGGUGACCGCGCCUACAAGUUUCACUCGUACGCAAAGGCUCUGCAUUACAAGGAAGCUGAGUUUCUCAGUGAAACCUCACCGCAAAUUAUUGAGUCUCUCAUCGAUAUCAAUACAAAGUUAAGGCAGUCUGAUGCCGCGUUCGGGGCGCUCACCUAUGCAAGAGAGCACAUGGACAUCACGCAUCAUGAAGAGUGGUACGAGAAGCUACACCGAUGGGAGGAAGCGCUUGCUGCGUAUGAUCGCCGGUCACAAUCCGAUCCGGACUCGAUGGAUACUGCCUUUGGACGCAUGCGGUGCUUGCAUGCCCUUGGCGAGUGGGAGCAUCUGGCUGACGUCGUUCAGCAAAAGUGGGUCGACGCCACUUCCGAAGACAGAAGGCAGAUGGCGCCAUUAGCAGCUGCAGCAGCGUGGUCCAUGGGAGAAUGGGAUUUGAUGGACGAGUUCAUUGCUGCCAUGCGGUCGGAUUCAUCGGAACGCUCCUUCUUCCGCGCGAUCCUCUACGUGCAUCGAUCACAGCGGGCGCAGGCGAGCAAAAACAUUGGCCGGGCGCGAGACUCAUUGGAUCAAGAACUCACAACCCUCAUCAGCGAGAGCUACACACGCGCCUACGACCUUAUGGUUCGCACGCAGAUGCUCUCGGAAUUGGAGGAAGCUCUCUCCUACAAGCUAGACUAUCGGGACCAGCCUGAUCGUCAAGCAACGAUCCGCAGCACCUGGAUGAAGCGCUUGAAGGGUUGUCAGCCAGAAGUCGAGGUCUGGCAACGGAUUCUCUCAGUGCGAAGCGUCGUCCUCACCCCAGCAGACGAUACAGAAACUUGGAUCAAGUUUGCCAACCUUUGCCGGAAGUCAGGUCGCAUGGUUCUCGCAGAGAAGACCCUCAAUUCCCUCCUUGGCCCCGACACGCUGGUCUCUGAUCCAAGGUCAGCAACGGGUCCAAAGGCGCCACCGCCAGUCAUCUAUGCACAUUUGAAGUUCAUGUGGGCAAGCGGCGCGCGCGUGGAGAGUUUGAAUUACCUGAGGGACUUCACAGUCAACCUCUCCGAAGACCUCGGCCUGAAUGGCACCGAGAAUGGGAACUUGAGCAUGCAGAAUUGGCACUCUCACCCUCGCUUCGGCGAGUUCACUCGACUGCUCGCACGGUGCUACUUCAAGCAAGGUGAAUGGCAAGCGGUGCUCAAAGAGGACUGGGUCACCGACGACACUUGCGAUGUGAUCGACUCUUAUCGCCAUGCGACGGAGCUUGACCGCAACUGGUACAAGGCAUGGCACGCUUGGGCCUUGGCGAACUUUGACGUCAUCUCCCAUCACGAACGAAAGGGCGAUGCAGCACAGCUGAUGGCAGCGAGCAUCGUGCCAGCGGUCCAAGGCUUCUUCCGCUCCAUCGCUUUAGCACGGGGCAAUGCUUUGCAAGAUACCCUGCGCCUUCUCACACUAUGGUUCAAGUACGGAUAUCAGGAUCACGUCAGUGAUGCAGUCAGCGAAGGCUUCAGCUCUGUCAUCGUGGAUACAUGGCUCGAGGUCAUUCCGCAGAUUAUCGCCCGCAUCAACGCUCCCAGCCAAAAGGUCCGCAGACUCAUUCAUAUUCUGCUGUCAGAUGUCGGAGCUGCGCACCCCCAAGCUCUAGUGUACCCUCUGACCGUCGCUGCCAAGUCGCCCUCGCAUGCCCGCAUUCAAGCCGCCAUGGGUGUGAUGGACAACAUCCGAGAGCAUAGCCCGCUUCUCGUGGAACAAGCUUUGCUAGUAUCCAACGAGCUGAUUCGUGUGGCCAUCUUAUGGCACGAGCUAUGGCAUGAAGGCCUCGAAGAGGCUUCGCGUCUCUACUGGACCGAGCACAACAUUGAUGCAAUGUUUGCCACGCUGGAACCCUUGCAUGACAUGCUCGAGAAGGGUCCGGAGACCUUACGAGAGACAUCUUUCGCUCAAGCUCACGGGCGUGACCUCGCGGAGGCAAGGGAGUGCGGUCGUCGAUACCGACAAUAUGGAGACAUCAAUGAUCUUCACCAGGCUUGGGAAUUAUAUUAUCAUGUCUUCAAGCGCAUUUCCAAGCAGCUGCCAGCAACGAACUCUGUCCAGCUUGAUCUGCAGUACGUCUCGCCAAAGCUUCUCGCUCUUCGCGACUUGGAGCUGGCUGCACCAGGCACAUACGAGAGUGGACAGCCCAUCGUGCGCAUCACAAACUUUGAGCAGAUCGUUCUGGUCAUUUCUUCCAAGCAGCGACCAAGGCGAGUCAAGAUGCGGGGCAGUGAUGGUAGAACCUAUCAGUACCUGCUCAAAGGUCAUGAGGAUCUUCGUCAAGACGAGAGGGUCAUGCAGCUCUUUGGCUUGGUGAACACGCUUCUCUCUAUUGAUUCAGAGUCGUACAAGAGGCGAAUCGGCAUCCGGCGUUUCUCGGUUAUCCCCCUAUCUCCAAAUACGGGAAUGAUCGGCUGGGUCGAGAACACGGACACGCUGCACGUGCUGAUCAAGGAGUAUAGGGAGCAGCACAAGAUUCUGCUCAACAUCGAGCAUCGCCUGAUGUUGCAGAUGGCGCCUGACUAUGACAACUUGACGUUGAUGCAAAAGGUUGAAGUAUUUGAGUACGCACUGGACAACACGCCGGGGCAAGACCUGUACCGCGUCCUCUGGCUCAAAUCGCGCAGCUCGGAAGCCUGGCUGGAGCGGCGGACGGCGUACACGCGCUCGCUUGCGACUUCGUCGGUCGCCGGGUACAUUCUGGGUCUGGGAGAUCGUCAUCCUAGCAAUCUGCUGCUGGAUCGUCUCACGGGAGAAGUCAUUCACAUUGACUUUGGUGACUGCUUCGAAGUCGCUUGUCACCGUCCCAAAUUCCCAGAGAAGGUACCCUUCCGGCUGACGCGCAUGCUCGUUAACGCGAUGGAGGUAGGUGGCAUCAAGGGCACGUUCAAAGUGACGACGGAGAACGUGAUGCGUGUGCUGCGAGACAACAAGGAGAGUGUGCUGGCACUGCUGGAAGCCUUCGUGCACGACCCGCUGAUCAGCUGGCGUCUCGUAACGGACGACACUACGGAGCAGAAGGCACCGGACGCGCACGAGCACGAGGCCUCCGGCGCCCACCGCCUCAACCAGCCGGGCGACAUGCGCAACCAGCGCGCGCUCGAGGUCGUGCGGCGCAUCCAGAACAAGCUCAAUGGACGCGAUUUCAAUCCACAGGUCGCGCUCAGCGUGUCGGCGCAGAUGGACCGGUUGGUGCACGAAGCGACGUCAUUGUCGAACCUGUGCCAGUCAUUCAUUGGAUGGUGCGCCUUUUGGUGAUAUCGCACAUCUGACACAACCGAUGCCUAUGCGUCCAGACACAAACUUGAUA
Molecule: messenger RNA, 7215 nt
Organism: Tilletiaria anomala UBC 951
Lineage: Eukaryota; Fungi; Basidiomycota; Exobasidiomycetes; Georgefischeriales; Tilletiariaceae
Product: putative TOR1-1-phosphatidylinositol 3-kinase
Exons: 8
Coding region: 87-7163 (2358 amino acids)
Biological process (GO): protein phosphorylation; TOR signaling; negative regulation of macroautophagy
Cellular component (GO): TORC2 complex; TORC1 complex; nucleus
Molecular function (GO): protein binding; protein serine/threonine kinase activity; protein-containing complex binding
Source: RefSeq, a predicted model, not a curated record